This is a messenger RNA of Lycium ferocissimum, 1854 nucleotides long. RefSeq lists its product as uncharacterized. The transcript is spliced from 7 exons. Bases 1 to 1854 code for a protein of 617 amino acids. The record is from RefSeq and is a predicted model, not a curated record. NCBI's taxonomy places the organism in Eukaryota, Viridiplantae, Streptophyta, Magnoliopsida, Solanales, Solanaceae.
AUGGCACAACAAGACCAAGUUCCAGUGUUGAAUUUUACUAGACCUAGUCUAGAAAAUACUUCUAAGGCUAUUGUCAAGCAUGAUAUCGAUGGAAACUUUGAGCUGAACAAAGGAACAGUGCGGCUGGUGCAGAAUACGUGCCAGUAUAUAGAUACAUCAAGAAAAUUCAUCGAGAAAUUCUUUUCAUCUAGGAAAACGAAGGAGCUGAGACGAAAAAUUGCUAAAUUCACUCAGAAAGACUCUGAAUCUCUACCACAAGCAUGGGAGAGUACUUUGAGGAAUAGUAGAGAACUUGAGAAGAUGCCACUGAAGAACAAAAGAGCAGAUGCUGAACUUGUUCCCGCCAAGAGAACUGAGACAAAGCAGAAAGUUGCAGAGCAGCCAGUAUACAUCAAUAUUUCUUUAGUGGAGCUUUUGCAAGAAGUUCUAGAAUAUGCUAAGUACAUCAAGAAUGUUGUUGCAAUUAAGAGGCACUUCAUGGAGUUUAAAGCGGUUGCACUUACUGAGGAGUGCAGUUCUAGAGUGAGAGACAUGAUUCCUCCAAAGCUGAAAGAUCCAGGCAGUUUCACCAUUUUAAUCAUUGGUAAUAUUGAGGUUGGGUUAGCAUUGUGUGAUUUGGGUGCUAGUAUUAAUCUGAUGCCCACCUCUGUGCUCAGAAUAUUAGGGUUGGGUGAGCCAAGGCCAACAACAGUCACUUUGCAGUUAGUGGAUAGAUCUCUAGCAUAUCCCGAUGGCAUAAUUAAAGAUGUUCUUGUGAAAGUGGGUCCAUUCAUUCUUCCAGUUGAUUACAUCAUUCUUGAUUAUGAAGCUGAUGAGAAUGUCCCUCUCAUCAUGGGAAGGGGAUUCUUAGCUACUGUUGAUGCGGUUAUCCGAGUAAGAGAUAUGAAGAUAUCCAUGACAGUAGAUGGGCAAGAGGCUACUUUUGAUGUAUUUAAAGAAACUAAGUUGCCACCCUAUUAUGAAGAAUUGAAUAUGGUCACCGUUGUAGAGCCUGAGCUAAUACAUGCAGAGCUAGAUCACUUUCUGGCUACUAGAGAUCCUUUGGAGAUAGCCUUGGUAUAUUAUGAGCAGUUGGUGGAAGAUGAGAAGGUUGAACGAGUGUUGCGAGUACUAAGAGAUAGAAUUCAAUCCCUCGGAUGGACUAUAGCUGACAUUCGAGGGAUCAACAGCCCAUUUUGCAUGCACAAGAUACUAUUAGAGGAAGAUAGCAGGCCCAGUGUUGAAAAUCGGAGAAGUAGGAACCCAGUCAUAAAAGAGGUGGUAAAGAAAAAAGUGAUUAAGUGGCUUGAUGCUUGCUUCUAUAGGCGAUUUAUCAAGGAAUUCUCAAAGAUCCCGAACUCGAUUUGCAAGCUGCUAGAAAAAGAUAUGAAAUUCUUAUUCAAUGAAGCCUGUCUGAAGGCUUUUGAUGAGCUCAAAUUGAGGUUAGUGACUGCACCUAUUAUCAUCGCGCCAGAUUGGACUCUGUCAUUUGUGUUGAUGUGUGAUGCAAGAGAUUUUGCUGUGGGGGUUGUUCUCAGUCAGAAAAGGGACAAGAUCUUUCAUCCUAUUUAUAAUGCCAGCAAGACACUUGAUGCAGCCCAGAUAAACUAUACAAUUACAGAGAAGGAAUUAUUGGUGGCGGCCUACGCCUUUGUCAAAUUCCAAUCUUACUUGGUGGGGACGAAGGAUGCAAAGCCCAGACUCAUUUGUUGGGUGUUGCUGUUACAAGAGUUCGAUAUUGAGAUUCUUGAUCGAAAAGGCACAGAGAACAAAAUAGCAAAUCACUUAUCCAGACUUGAGGAUCGAGAGCACGUUGAUCCCUAUGAUAGUGAUGAUAAGGAGAAGUUCGAGCGGGAGCGAUGGCGAGGACGAUGA